AUGUUUCUACCGUCAUGGCGUCACAUACGUACUUCACUACGAUAUAGUCGCAUCCGAAUAAGGUGCCACUACUCACUGACAUCUUCAUUAAAUGUAUUAUCCACCGAAGAAAAGCGACAAAAACUAAGCCAAGAUAAAUUUCGUAAAGAAUUGGAGGAACGAAUUUCCAAGAUUCCUAUUGCAAACUACCGCAAUUUCAGCAUUGUAGCACAUGUGGAUCAUGGCAAGUCAACACUUUCGGAUAGACUUUUGGAGCUCACGGGUGUUAUUCAACCAGGCUCCAAGUCACAGGUGCUCGAUAAGCUAGAUGUUGAAAGGGAACGAGGCAUCACAGUUAAGGCCCAAACAGUCUCGAUGAUUUACAAUGAUCCAAAGUCCCGGGAAGAUUUUCUACUUCAUUUGGUUGAUACCCCUGGUCAUGUUGACUUUAGAGCGGAAGUUUCGAGGAGUUAUGCGUCUUGUGGUGGUGCAUUGUUGUUGGUCGAUGCGUCUCAAGGAGUCCAAGCACAAACAGUUGCGAAUUUUUAUUUGGCUUACAGCAUGGGCCUCAAAUUGAUUCCGAUUAUAAACAAAAUUGAUCUAGAUCUGGCUGACAUUCCAAGGGCCGUUGAGCAAGUGGAGUCUACUUUUGAAUUGGAUCCCAAAGAUUGUAUUCCGGUGAGCGCAAAAACCGGUUUGAAUGUGAAGGAUAUUAUCCCGUCCAUUAUAGAAAAAAUCCCAGCACCUUCGGGAGAUGUCAAUAAGCCAUUGAAAGCUCUACUUGUGGACUCAUGGCACGAUCCCUAUGUUGGUGUUGUGAUGUUGAUACACGUAGUGGAUGGUAAGUUGAAAAAGGGAAUGAGGGUGCUUUCUGCGCAUUCAAACAAAUCGUAUGAUAUCAAAGAGGUGGGAAUAAUGUACCCUGAUCGAACGCCUAUGGAUUGGAUUAAAGCUGGCCAAGUGGCAUAUGUGAUUCCUGGAAUGAAAAACCCAAGGGAAGCUUUGGUAGGUGACACAUUUUUCCAAUUGGGGAAAAGUGAAGGAUUAGAACCUCUCCCUGGUUUUGAAGAACCCAAGCCAAUGGUGUUUGUUGGAGCAUUCCCCGCUGAUGGUCGAGACUUUAAUGCAAUGGAUGACCAGAUGCAGAACUUGGUGUUGAAUGAUAGGUCAGUGACGUUGGAAAAGGAAACUUCAAACGCUUUAGGCUUGGGUUGGAGACUAGGAUUUCUAGGUUCAUUGCAUGCCUCAGUAUUCAAGGAGAGAUUGGAAAAUGAGUAUGGAGCUAAAAUUAUUCUUACUGCACCAACAGUACCCUAUAAAGUCGUUUAUCGUAAUGGAAGGGAGAAGAUUGUUACCAAUCCUGACGAAUUUCCCACCAACAAGAUCGGAAACGAAGUUGACUGCUUUAUGGAGCCGUAUGUUGAGGCUAUUAUGACAUUGCCAAAUGAAUACGUUGGAACUGUGAUGACACUUUGUUUGAAUAAUAGAGGCGAGCAAAAGGAUAUUGAGUAUUUGAACACAGGACAGGUGAUGCUAAAGUACGAGCUCCCAAUGGCGCAAUUGGUGGAAGAUUUUUUUGGCAAACUCAAGGGUUGCACCAAGGGGUAUGCCUCGUUGGAUUAUGAGGACUCUGGUUAUAAAAAAUCAGAUAUUGUCAAGAUGGAAUUGUGCGUUAAUGGUGAGCCACAAGAUGCAUUGACAACAAUCAUACACAAAUCUCAAGCAUUGACUAAAGGUAAAGAUUACGUCACAAGAUUCAAAAAAUAUCUUCGCUAUCAGUUGUUUGAAGUUGCUAUACAAGCAAAAGUCAACAAUAAAGUAGUUGCAAGAGAAACGAUAAAAGCCAAGAGAAAAGACGUUACACAGAAAUUACAUGCCGCCGAUAUCUCACGUUAUAAAAAGUUAUUGGAGCGACAAAAGGAAGGUAAAAAGCAAAUGAAGGCUAGUGGAAGAGUAACCAUUGGCAACGACGCUUACCAAACAUUUUUACGACGUGAUGAUUAA
This is a messenger RNA of Lodderomyces parapsilosis, 1983 nucleotides long. Its product is annotated as GTPase. Gene Ontology annotation, biological process: positive regulation of translation. Gene Ontology annotation, molecular function: GTP binding; mitochondrial ribosome binding; GTPase activity. The transcript has a single exon. The record is from RefSeq and is a predicted model, not a curated record. Bases 1 to 1983 code for a protein of 660 amino acids. Gene Ontology annotation, cellular component: mitochondrion. NCBI's taxonomy places the organism in Eukaryota, Fungi, Ascomycota, Pichiomycetes, Serinales, Debaryomycetaceae.